Drosophila persimilis is the source of this 2410-nucleotide messenger RNA. RefSeq names its product SCF E3 ubiquitin ligase complex F-box protein pof2. Gene Ontology annotation, cellular component: SCF ubiquitin ligase complex. Lineage: Eukaryota; Metazoa; Arthropoda; Insecta; Diptera; Drosophilidae. The record is from RefSeq and is a predicted model, not a curated record. The coding region runs from base 20 to 2080 and encodes 686 amino acids. Gene Ontology annotation, biological process: SCF-dependent proteasomal ubiquitin-dependent protein catabolic process. Gene Ontology annotation, molecular function: protein binding. The transcript has 3 exons.
UAGUAUCUGCAUAAAUAUAAUGUCGUCUUUGGAAUAUUCUUCCGCUAGAUAUGACGAGCUACCGUUAGAGAUUGUUUUGAAAAUAUUUAGCUAUCUGGAAUACUCGGAUCUGCUGGUAGCUGGAUCGACCUGCAGCAGAUGGCAUUCUGCUUUAGAUCAACCUGAGUUUAAAGCGCGCACCCGGGUCUGUUUUUCGAAAGUAUUGCUCUCGGAUCAGCAGAGUCCAGCCGUCGAUUUGCUGAGAUGCGAAAGACGCUUCAACCACUUUAUGCUCGAAGAUGUGACGCUAGGCCAGGUGAGGGAGCUUCUGAAGUUCAUAGGUCAAACGGCCCAGUCUCUGGCUCUGGAUAAUGUCGAUCUUAACGACAAGCAGUUCUACGGCAUGUUGGGGGUGCUGCCGCACCUCCAUUCGCUUUCCCUGAAGCGUUGCCUCCCGUUGUUUAUGUCUGGCUCCUUCCUCGAAAGCUAUACCAAUUCCUGCUCAAAUCUCAACGAAUUGGCCAAUAACUUGGCAGGCUUGCGGGAGCUGGCGCUAUGCGAUAACCAAUAUCUCACUGACGCCAUUCUUAUGCGACUUACGUCGUUCAUGCCUCGCCUGAAGGUGAUCAAUAUGUCUGGCUGUCAAAUAGCCUUCCACAACGCGCUGCAGCGACGCUUCUACCCCAAUGCGAACGCUUCGGACAGUCUGCUGCCCAGCGAAUCGGUGCUUACAUUCAACUUUAUUCUCACCAUUCUCAACCUACAGCGCAGAACGCUGCGCGAGUUGGACUUUAGCCACACCCUGAUCGGGCAAUCUCUGCUGUCUCUGUGCGAUCUAGAUCUCCAGCUGCAACGCCUCUAUCUGGGCGGCUGCAGACAGCUAAAUGCCAUGACUGUGAAAACCUUCCUCGCCACUCAACCGCUUUUGACAGCUUUGGACUUGUCGGCGACUACGUGCGUGACAGAUGAUAACUUGGCCUGCAUUGCGCAGACUAAUUCCCAGCUAGAGCAUUUGAGGAUUAACGGAUGCACGGGCGUCACCAACGCUGGAGCGAUCCAUCUCCACAAGCUGCGGCGCCUGAAAAGCCUGGACCUCUCCAGCUGUGAUGGCAUAACCAGCGAUGGCAUCACCGGGGGGGUGGCAAGCGAAGAGAACCACGUGCUGCUGGAGCUAAAUGUGUCGCACUUGCAAAUCUGCGAGGAGUGCAUCAAGUCCAUUGCAAGCAAUUUGCGCUCCCUGCGAUCGCUUCAUCUGAACAACUGUGUCAAUGGGGUCACGGAUGAAGCUAUACAGUUCGUGAUUGGUCAGCUGCGUUGGCUGCGCGACCUGUCCCUCGAGCACUGCUCUGCCUUGACAGAUGCAGCUCUCACCGGCUUGAACAUAUCUAAGCUGGAGCUGAGUCGAAAGCAAUCGGGCUCUCAAGCGUCUACGAUGGAGAACUUCUACCCGCCGUAUAGCCACAGCCUGGGGGAGCGGGACAGCUCGCUGCAGUCCAUUAAGAUAUCGCUGAGGAGCAAAGCCGAGGACGAGAUCGUGCGCGACGCCAGACGCAAGCAGGUCAUGCUGGCUGCCUACGAAAUGAACCUGAUACAUAAGGAGGACUUCGAGGGGCAUAACAUUCAGCAGCUGCGAGGUCUGCGCUCCCUGAAUUUGCGUGGAUGCAACAGGAUCAGCGAUGUCUCCCUGAAGUACGGCCUGAAGCAUGUCGAGCUUCGGCGACUACUGCUCUCGAAUUGUCAGCAAAUAUCCUUGCUGGGCAUGGAGGCUCUGGUCAAUAGCUGCCCCUCCAUUGAAGAGCUGGAUCUGUCCGAUUGCUACAACAUCACAGAUAGGACUAUGCAGGUGGUCACAGGCAAAUUGCCUCGCCUGCGCGCGCUACAUAUCAGUGGCUGCAGCCAGCUGACGGAGCACACCCUCGACGCCAUCAUCGUUAACUGCACUGGUUUGCAGACUUUGUCCGUCUACCGUUGCCGCAGCAUGUACGCGGACAUCGAGGAGCGUUUGUCCGGCGUACACACGCUGCGUAACCUCAAUAUGGACAACAUGACGAGCAUCGACAAUGCCGAUUUCUUCCGCUUAAAGAAACGUCUCGAUUACUGAUAUUUUGCCGCCGUUUUGAUUGUUCUGGUAUUGUAUUAUUUUCAGUUGUACAAUUUUCGCUAGUCACAGGUCCCCGGCCCCCAGUCCCGGUCCCAGUUCCAUACGGCACGGGAAACCUAUUUUUAUCACAUGACCUACGGAAGCUGUCUUUAGAUACGAAAUCUUUAGCAAAAUAUACAUCAUAUAUAUAGUAUAUGUCUACAUAUACAUAAGUAUGCUCACAAAACAUAAUAGGAAAAUGAAUAUGAUAAAUUUUAAUUGUAAAUCAGUUAAUUUUUAUAAGCCAACAUCUGUCCACAUGUAUAUUGUAGGAAUAUAUGUGUGUAUGUA